Oryzias melastigma (Indian medaka) is the source of this 3363-nucleotide messenger RNA. RefSeq names its product dachshund d (gene dachd). The transcript has 12 exons. NCBI's taxonomy places the organism in Eukaryota, Metazoa, Chordata, Actinopteri, Beloniformes, Adrianichthyidae. Bases 120 to 1982 code for a protein of 620 amino acids. The record is from RefSeq and is a predicted model, not a curated record.
CCAACUUAUCAGAGGAGCUAAACUCUCGUGGAUUCUUUCAUUUACGGAGUCUCGGCAGGCUGGGUUUUCUACUUUGAACUUCGGCUGCUCUGUCCCCCCACCCCCCUUUGUAGGUGACCAUGGCCGUACCGGCUGCUCUGCUCCCACCAACUCCCCUGGUCCCGCCGCCUCCGAUCUCGAAUCCCUCCGCCACCACGUCCCCGCCGUCGGCAACUUCAUCACCGUCUCCAUCCCUCGCCCCCCCUUCGGGACCCGGACAGAACCUGUUCAGAUCAGAGCUCCUCGCCACCGGCAGCCCCGGCAUCCCGACCGCGGCGCUGCCCCCCAGCAAACCCGUGUACUCGACCCCGUCGCCUGUUGAAAACAUACCGCAAAACAACGAGUGUAAGAUGGUCGAGCUGCGCGGCGCGAAGGUGGCGUCUUUCACCGUGGACGGCUGCGAGCUCAUCUGCCUUCCGCAGGCGUUCGACCUGUUCCUGAAGCACCUGGUCGGCGGACUGCACACGGUCUACACCAAGCUGAAGCGGCUGGAGAUCACGCCGGUGGUGUGCAAUGUGGAGCAGGUCCGCAUCCUCCGAGGGCUCGGCGCCAUCCAACCCGGGGUGAACCGCUGCAAACUCAUCUCCAGAAAGGACUUUGAGACGCUGUACAACGACUGCACCAACGCCAGCUCCAGACCCGGGCGGCCUCCGAAGAGAACCCAGAGUGUCACGUCAACAGAGAACCCCCACAUCAUGCCCCACUCGGUCCCUGGACUCAUGUCACCUGGCAUGAUCCCUCCCACAGGCCUGACAGCAGCCGCCGCGGCAGCUGCCAACGCAGCCAUCGCAGAGGCCAUGAAGGUCAAGAAGAUCAAGCUGGAGGCGAUGAGCAGCUACCACAGCAACGCCAACCACCACGGGGCCGAUGGAGAGAACGGAGACCUCAGCUCCAGCGUCGCUCUAUUCCAGUAUAUGAAAGUCUUAGAACUCCAGCCGGGCACAAACUGCCUGGAACUCCCCUUCAUGAUGAUGCCACACCCCCUGAUUCCAGUCAGCCUGCCCCCAGCCUCUGUCACCAUGGCGAUGAGCCAGAUGAACCACCUCAGUACCAUUGCCAACAUGGCUGCCGCGGCACAGGGCCAAAGCCUCCCCUCCAGAAUGGUCACCUCUGUUAUAAAGGGGUUGCAGGAGCGUGUGCCGGACAGCCCCUCCCCUGCCCCCUCCUUAGAAGACAGCAGGAGGCCGGGCAGUCACCCAUCAUCCCACCGCAGCAGCAGCGUGUCGAGCUCCCCGGCGCACACAGAAAGCUCCUCAGACAGGAUACCUAUUCAUCACAAUGGCUUGUCCAUGAACCAAGCUCUGCUAGGCCUCUCCCCCAACAUCGCACCCGGGCCUAAAGAGGGGGACCUGGCCCACGACAUGAGCCAUGAAGUAAAGAGGAUGCACGCCGACAAAGAAGACAACCCAAUGUGCACCCCGACAGCACGCGACAGCUAUGAGCGGUUGUCAUUGGCUGGACAGGCGCUGCCUCCAGGUUUCCCCUCGCCAUUUCUCUUCCCAGAUGGCUUGUCAUCAAUAGAGACUCUCCUCACCAACAUACAGGGCCUGCUCAAAGUGGCGAUCGACAACGCACGAGCUCAGGAGAAGCAGGUGCAGUUGGAGAAGACAGAGCUGAAGAUGGAGUUGUUCAGAGAGAGGGAGCUCAGGGAGACCCUGGAGAAGCAGCUCGCCGUGGAGCAGAAGAACAGAGCAAUCAUCCAGAAGCGUCUGAAGAAGGAGAAGAAGGCCAAGAGGAAACUCCAGGAGGCUCUGGAAUACGAAUCCAAGAGGAGGGAGCAGGCCGAGCAGAGUCUGAAACAGCCGUCUCCUUCUGACAGCAUGCGCUCGCUCAACGACUCUCUGACCCCUGAGAUGGAGAGUGACCGCAGCAGUGGAAGAACAGAUGCUGAAAGGACAAUACAAGAUGGAAGACUGUUCCUGAAAACCGCAGUGAUGUACUGAUAAGACGGCGAAGGGCUGCAGGAAAGAUUUUCAUUCGACAGGAGAAGCUGCUUAUUGGUGGAUAUCCGCCGAAACGCUGGAGGAGUCUGAAUGUAGAAUAAGAAGUCCUUUUCCUUUGAAAAUCACCGAGGCCAAGGUAAAAAAAAAACAAAAAAAAGAGUGUGAGAAAGCAGCUCGGCCCUCGUGAAGGAUCACCAUAUAACCUGAGCACAGAAAACAUGUACCCGUGGUACAUUCUUGGUAAUAACUCAUAAACCCACAGCACUGAAGAUUUUUAUACUGUAUCUCAGCCAGCGAGAAAGCUUCGAAAAAAAUACUAAAAAAUCCGACUGAAUCUUUGUUUUUGUAUUUCAAAUUGAAUUGUAAGAAGCGGAAAAAGAUGGGGGGGAGGGGAAAAUGUGAAACUGUCCAAAAAAAGAAAAAAAAAAGAGAAAACCAAUGUUUGGUUUUCAUGUUUUCUAAAUUAGAUGACAUUACAAUCAAGUUUCCUUUUUACCGUUGUACAUAGCAAAAGUGAUGAUAGGACAAGACCCAGCAGGAUCCCUAAGGUGUGUGUGUAUAUAACGUUAAGAGGUAUUGUGUAUGCAGUAGAGCUUUUAGGCAAACAAUACCAUCAUUUCUAUAAACCUCCCGUUUUUCUUUUCUUUUCUCUGAGCCAUCGUCUUUUUUCCUAUAGCUGCCAUUUUUUGGUGGGAAAGCAUGCAGGCAUGUAAAUGUUUGUCCUGGAAAUAUGAUAUUUAAUAAAUCCUAUAUUGUGCUGAGCAAAUAUUACAACUCACCCCAAGCCCAGAUGGUUUCCAACCCCGGACGAGGACGUCUCACUUUCAAAACGGACGACUUUUGCUGUUGAUAUUUACUGUAAUCUUUGUAACAGAGGUUAAUAUUUCUUGUACGUUUUUUUGUCACCACUCACUCUCAGACUUCUUCUUUCUUUGUUUCGUUUUAAUCUCCUUUCAAGCGUCUGGUCAAAUGAUCAUUGUGUUUGCCAGCUUGAGAAACAAUCAGUCAAGGAUGCAAGUUUUUCAAAAAAAAGAAUAAAAAAGACAAACUCAUGUAAUGACAGUCCUCCCACCCCUGCUGACCCUAAACAAGUGGACAUUUUUACAGUGUUUCCUGAUAUUCCUCUUUUCCUUCUCUAAAGACUUGUGGUGCUGAAACACCAGUGUAUAUUCUCUAGUCAUGAGCUGAUGUCAGUCCUUCCACUGCAGAACAGUUUCCGUGUGACAGUCCAAAGGGGGAGGAGCCGCGUGCUCACCUUGUGUUUGUUCCUUUCGUUCUCUAUGGAGUGUCUCGGUCUGUUGUCACUGAUAACUUAUAUAGCUUCUCGAAUCAUCUCUUUAUGUACUUCAAAUUCAAAUAAAGUUAACAUGUUGCUGAUAAA